AUGGAAUAAUUACAAUAAAAAAUGAAGAACCAGAACAUCAUGAAGUAAUAAAUCCAUCAUAUACAAUAGUUACACUUUAAUAACAGGGAAAUAUAAGGAGAUAAUUUUAAGAAAAAUAAACUCUUAAAACAAUGAAAAAAGAAGAAAAUAAUUAGAUGAAUAUUUAGAUGAAUUACAUAAAUUGGGAUUUUAUAUAGAAUUAUUACCUUAAAUAGAACCAAAAUAUUUUGUUGAAAAACAAGGAUUUUCUAUAAAAGAAGCAUUGAUUUUGACAAGAAGAGAGAAUUAAAUAAGACCAAGUGAUGAAGAAAUAAAUUAAUUAAAAUAUGAUGAAGAAACUAAUAUUUUAAAAUUGGAAUUUUAAAAUAUACCUUUUUAGAUUAAUGAUAAAAAAAACUAUAUUAUAAUUCUUGGUCCAACAAAAAGAGGAAAAACUACUUUUAUAUUUAAUCUUAUUAAUUAUAUUUUUAAUGUUUAAUAUAAUAGCAUGUAUAGAGUGAAAAAAAAAGAAAACUAAACUAAAUAAUAUUAUGAUGAAUAUUAUAUUUAAAUAUCUGGAAAAAACUAUGUUUUUGUUGACUUUCGAGGAAUAGGAGAAUUGAAACUUGAUUUUUUAGGUUUAGAUUAAACUGGAGUUACUAACAUAUAUAUUGAAAUUUUAAAGUAUAUCUGUGAUAAAAUAAAAAUUAAUGCUACAAUUGCAGCAAUAUUUUAUAUAAAUUCUUCAUCUAUUAAUAGAUUAACUGAAGAUGAAUCUUAUUGUUUGCAACGUUUUUUUGAAUUAGUACCUAAAACUAUAAUAAAAAAUAAUAAAUUCUUUUUAGUGCUUACUUAUUGUUCUGAUAACUAACCUAAAAUUAAUAUAUAUGAAUAAUCUGAAUCUACACCAUUAGAAUUCAAAGAAAAAUUAAAAAAUUAAAAAAUAUCUUAUGAAUAAAAGUUUUGGUAUUCUAUUAACAAUAAGCCAUUAUAUGAGCCACUUAUUUAUUAGUAGCAAGAUUAAGGAUAAUAUCAAUAUGAUACUAUAAAUUUAGAUCUUCAAAGAUUAAUUAAAUGUUACGAAUAAGGAACUGGGGAUUUUUUAGAACCUCAAAAAGAUGAAAGUUAUGGAUAGGAAUUAUUAUUAGAAUUAGACAGCAAUUAAGAAGUUAUAAUUAAAAUGAGAUUGAAAUAGAUGAAGGAUAAUUACAUAAAUAGUCGUAUAAUUUAAUGACAGAUGUAAUUAAAGAUAUAAUUGAAAAAUUUGAGAACUUUUCCGAUUACAAUGAUAAUUAGACAAUUUUUAAAUAUUUUGAGUAGUAAUUGAAAUAUGAAUAUGAUGUAUUAGAAUUAUUAAAAUUAUACAGAUUGAACAAUAAGGAAAAACUAAAAAAAAAAGAGGCUUAGAUCAUAUAAUCUAAGAAUACUUAUUUAUUAUAUGAAUUAAAACAGUCAUUAGAAAAAAUUAAAAAAGGAUAUACAUUCAUAUAUUGUAGUUAUUGUCAGACUCGUUAUUGUCAAACUCGUUAUUGUUUUCGUUAGCAGAAAGAUGAAAAUUUGGCCUUCAAUUUAAAUUAAAUUUUUCAAGAUAAUUAAGAAUGUUUAAAAUGUAAAAAACGAAAUUUUCAUUCCAGAUGUCAUUUUGAGAAUCAUAUAAUAGUUACAUUAAACGAAGGUUAAGAAAUUCUAAAAUAAACAUAAGUAGCAUUUAUUCAUUAAAGAAAAUAUUGUUAAAUGAUAUAAAAUUUCUCUUCGAAUAAAAGAUCUAAGGAAUUAUAUCGCCUAUAUUAAUCAGCAAAAAUCAAAGCUCAACUUAAUUAUCAAUAUUAAAUUCAGAAAAUUAAAAAUAAUUCUGAGGAUAUCUCUAAAUCAAGUAAAAAUGGAGAAAAUUGCAUAAAUAUCAAUUUAUAUAAAAGAGCAAAAUAUUUGAAUGUCAUGAUGUAUUAAUUAGAAAAUAAUUUUGAAAUGAAAGGCAGUUUUUACAAGUAAUUAAAAGAAUUAAUAGAAAUCUAUGAUCAUUUUUUAUUAUAACCUAAAAAUAAUUAUCAUAGUGAGGAUAACUUUUCAGAUAGUCGAAUGAUUAGCAAAACUUCUUAACUCAUGAAAUAAUAAUAUUAAUAAUAAUAAUUGGAAUAAAUUCAAAUUUUACCUCAUCAAUUUUAGUCAAGUUAAAAUUAACUUGAAAAUGCAAUUAAGGAUAAUAGUUUAUUGAAGGAUAUACAAUCAUCUUUAUCAGUUAAUAUUGACUCUGAAAUCUCUAAUGAAUAGCUUUUAUAAAAAAAUGAACCUUAAUUUGUAGUUGGCAAACUUAAUGAAUAAACUAAUUAAUUAAUAAAUAAUUCUGAAAAAAAUAAUAGCCUUACUUAAGCAGAAAUUAAUGAAAAAUCUAAUUUUUCCACUAAGAAUAAUAGUAAUUUAGGGCAGGAUAAUUCUAAAUUAGAAUUUUUAAAGUCAUACAAAUCAUCACAAAUUUCAGAUUCUAAUUAAUGA
Paramecium sonneborni is the source of this 2469-nucleotide messenger RNA. Lineage: Eukaryota; Ciliophora; Oligohymenophorea; Peniculida; Parameciidae. The record is from the annotation of a GenBank genome assembly.